Messenger RNA from Pseudogymnoascus destructans, 781 nucleotides. RefSeq lists its product as uncharacterized. Lineage: Eukaryota; Fungi; Ascomycota; Leotiomycetes; Thelebolales; Thelebolaceae. The transcript is spliced from 2 exons. Bases 1 to 267 code for a protein of 88 amino acids. The record is from RefSeq and is a predicted model, not a curated record.
AUGUGCUUAUUAUGGACGGAUUAUGUAUCAGUCGUUGGAUUGAUAGUAGAAGGUAGCAAGAUCUCAAAAAGAAGGAGAAGGAGGAGAAGGAGGGGGAAGGAGGAGAAGGAGAAGGAGAGGAGAAAGAAGGAGGAGAAGGAGAAGGAGACGGAGACGGAGAAGGAGGAGGAGAGAAGAGACGUCAAGAAGAAGGCGAAAGACAGAAAGCAGAAGGGUGAGGGGGGGACGGGGGAGACGGGGGAGACGGGGGGGACGACUGCGUCAUAGUUGUGUGUUUAAGGUUUGAAAGGUUCCACUUUUGGGCAGAUGGGAGGUUGUGAUUGGAUAGAAUCUUGGGGGGGGGCUACGCACGACAACCAAAGCCUCGACGUAGCCGGUUGAUUUGUUGAUUUGUUGAUUUUGGUGAUAUAUUAUAUAUUGAUUUUGUUGAUUUUGUUGAUUUUCUAUAUUGAUUUUGGCUAUUUAGGCUAUUUGCUAUUUAGGCUAUUUAGGCUAUGGUUAUUUUGUUAAUCAAGGGAUGCAAAUGAUAAUUCACAGCAUCCAAAAAACCAUCCCAGGUCGUUUCAGACGAUCGACCGGCUUGGGUUUAUCAAGGCAUCAAGCGCCGACAGGGUGGGCACACUACUCCAGUAGCACGUUAUAAAAGUCUCGGAGUGGGCACACUACUAGUCUCAGAGUGUCGCAUCCGAUGUCAUACUUUUUAAAGACAACAACAGGAUCUCGGGCACGAGCAAAGAUCCAUUGCGUCAAAAUCAGCUAUGAUUUAAUCCUUCCAUAGACC